Molecule: messenger RNA, 1524 nt
Organism: Henningerozyma blattae CBS 6284
Lineage: Eukaryota; Fungi; Ascomycota; Saccharomycetes; Saccharomycetales; Saccharomycetaceae
Gene: PTC2
Product: type 2C protein phosphatase PTC2
Exons: 1
Coding region: 1-1524 (507 amino acids)
Biological process (GO): protein dephosphorylation
Molecular function (GO): protein serine/threonine phosphatase activity; cation binding
Source: RefSeq, a predicted model, not a curated record
AUGGGUCAAAUUCUAUCUAAUCCUAUCAUCGAUAAAGAACAUCAUUCUGGGAAUGAUAUUCUAACAGCAUUUGGGUUAUGUGCCAUGCAAGGUUGGCGUAUGUCCAUGGAAGAUUCCCAUAUUGUGGAAUUGAAUAUUUCCAAUACUGGAGAUGACAAAGAAGCUACCAAGGACGAUUCUGAGAAAGAUCAUCUGGCUUAUUAUAGUGUGUUUGAUGGUCAUGGUGGUUCAGGUGUAGCUCAAUAUUGUGGUGACAAUAACGUUCGUGUAUUGAGAGAGCAAGAAAAUUUCAAAAAAGGGAAUUACGAACAAGCUAUGAUCGAUACUUUUUUGGCAUUAGAUGAAGAAUUAUUAAAAGAUCCAAUUUUAAAGAAUGAUCACAGUGGUUGUACUGCAACCACUCUUUUAAUCUCUAAAUUACAAAAUUCAAUUAUCUGUGCUAAUUCAGGUGAUUCAAGAACAGUAUUAAGUUCCAACGGUAUUGCCAAGGCUUUAUCAUUUGAUCAUAAGCCAACUCUGGCAAGUGAAAAAUCUCGUAUUGUUGCUGCUAAGGGGUUUGUAGAAAUGGACCGUGUCAAUGGUAAUUUAGCUCUUUCAAGAGCUAUUGGUGAUUUUGAAUUUAAAUUAAAUAAUGACUUAUCACCAUAUGAACAGAUAGUUACAUGUGUACCAGAUAUCAUCAAGCACGAAUUAGAUUAUAAAAAUGAUGAAUUUGUUAUUCUAGCUUGUGAUGGUAUUUGGGAUUGUUUAUCUUCACAAGAUUGUGUUGAUAUCAUUCAUUACGCUAUCAACAAUACAACUAUGAACUUGAAUGAAAUUUCCUCCAAGAUUAUUGAUGUUUGUUGUUCUCCUACUACUGCAGGUACCGGUAUUGGUUGUGAUAAUAUGAGUAUAGUAAUUGUAGCUCUUUUAAAAGAUGGGGAAUCCAUUGAAGAAUGGUCCUCAAGAAUAAGGAAUAAGAAUAAGAAUUCAACAAAUAAAACCAAUAAAACUAACCAAGAUAUUUCUUUUGAAGAAAGAAGAAAGAAAAUUUAUCCAUCUUUUGCAUUUCCAAAUGAUGAUAUUUUCGCUAUAACUACUAAAAAAAUUAAUCAUAAUGAUGACAUGGAUAUUGAUGAAACCGAUGAUGAUGCUGCAGGAUCUGAAAAUGGUAACAAACGUGGCAAUAAGUCUAGAUCAACUGGUGGUGUUACUGCUAGAAAUGGUGGUGGCCCAGUUGAUUUGUUCUCUCUUGAAGCUCUUUUAGGUGCUGGCGGUAUUCAAAUUAGUCAAGGUCCAAACGACCAAUCUUUUAUUCAUGGUGCUGCUUUGAAUGAAAUGUUAGCUUCUUUAAGUGGUGGUAAUCGUGACAUACACGAAACUGAAAAUUCAAGUUCUAGUGUUGGUAAAAAACAAAUAAUCGAAGAAGAUGAAGAUGGAGAUUCAAAAAUAGAAGAUGUUACUGAUGAUGUCAAGAUUGAAGAAGUUUCUAAUGAUGUCAAAAUUGAAGAAAUUUCUAAUGAUGACAGUACAUCAAAGAAAUAG